CAGCGGAUKAUUUUAUAAAAACAAAAUGGCUGCUCAAGGAAGAACGGUCAUCGAGCUGUCCUCUCUACCAUUACAAGUAUUUCUGUAUCUGAAUGUCUGGUACUCUGUUAUAUUCUGUGCUGCAGAAAUACUUCUUUUUGUGUACAAAGGUACUGUAUUGCCAUAUCCAAGCAUGGCUGGAACACUGGCAAUAGAAAUACUGUUGGUUCUUUUGUUGGCUUUUGUAGAAGGUGUCAGGCUUUUCUUUGGUUAUAAAGGCAAUUUGGCAGAACAGUCAAUGGCACUAAUAGUAUCAAUAAUUCUUGGUAUCCCAACUCUGUUUAUUGAACUCUUUAUUCUUCUUUGGCAGACKUAUGUGUUACGGUUGGAGGUUAUAUUAGUUGCAAUCCAGCUAUGUCUGCUUACRCUGGAAAUCAUACUCAGCAUUGCAACAAUGCUGACAUUCCAAAAAUAUCGAUCCAUGCAAAGRUGAAAAGAUGACAUAUAUCCACUUCUGUAAUGGGGCUUUUUUAUCGCAUUCGUGUUUUUSAACGACCUCGG
Exaiptasia diaphana is the source of this 540-nucleotide messenger RNA. Its product is annotated as transmembrane protein 216. Gene Ontology annotation, cellular component: ciliary transition zone. The coding region runs from base 26 to 472 and encodes 148 amino acids. The transcript is spliced from 7 exons. Lineage: Eukaryota; Metazoa; Cnidaria; Anthozoa; Actiniaria; Aiptasiidae. The record is from RefSeq and is a predicted model, not a curated record. Gene Ontology annotation, biological process: non-motile cilium assembly.